Messenger RNA from Lathyrus oleraceus (garden pea), 1873 nucleotides. Its product is annotated as protein ZINC INDUCED FACILITATOR-LIKE 1. Lineage: Eukaryota; Viridiplantae; Streptophyta; Magnoliopsida; Fabales; Fabaceae. Gene Ontology annotation, molecular function: solute:potassium antiporter activity. Gene Ontology annotation, cellular component: plant-type vacuole membrane; plasma membrane. Gene Ontology annotation, biological process: regulation of stomatal closure; transmembrane transport. The transcript has 16 exons. The coding region runs from base 174 to 1634 and encodes 486 amino acids. The record is from RefSeq and is a predicted model, not a curated record.
CUUUAUUUUUUUACUAUAUUUGUUUUGUUAGAUUUGAAAUUAAACAUCUAUCAUAAUUUCUCUGACAUACAAAAGGUGUAAAACUAGGCCUACCUAGUGUUGUUCAUUUCUCAUUCAUUGAGCUCCAAAAGUUUCUCAAGAAGCUGUGAUAGAAGUGGAAUUCUGUUACAAAAAUGGAGGAGGAGCAUAUGAAAGUGCCAUUGUUGGAGAAGAAGCAAUACCAUGAGGGUUGUCCUGGUUGUAAGGUGGAACAAACCAAAGAGCUAAACCAUGGUGUAUCCAUUAUAAAUCUUUUGAUCAUUUGGAUGGUUGUGUUAUCUGCUACACUUCCUGCAUCAUCACUUUUUCCAUUCCUUUAUUUCAUGGUAAGAGAUUUCAAUGUUGCAAAAGAAGAAGCUGAUAUUAGUUAUUAUGCUGGUUAUGUGGGAUCUGCAUACAUGUUUGGAAGAGCUUUAACAUCUGUAUCAUGGGGAAUGAUAUCUGAUCGAUACGGUCGAAAACCUGUUAUAAUUAUGGGGGUCAUCGCAGUAAUCAUACUCAACACACUAUUCGGCCUCAGUACGAGUUUUUGGAUGGCUAUUAUCACGCGAUUUCUUCUCGGAAGUUUAAAUGGCAUACUCGGACCAGUGAAGGCUUAUGCUAGUGAACUUUUUCGAGAAGAGCACCAAGCUAUAGGACUUUCGACUGUUAGUGCAGCUUGGGGCAUAGGUUUAAUCAUUGGCCCCGCACUGGGUGGAUAUUUGGCUCAGCCAGCAGAAAAAUACCCUCAAAUAUUUUCAAAGGGUUCCUUUUGUGACAAGUUUCCAUACUUCUUACCAUGCUUUAUAAUAUCAGGAUUCGCACUUACCGUAGCCAUUGUCUGCAUCUGGAUUCCGGAAACACUUCACAAUCAUAGUGGUAACGAGUCUAGAGACGAUGCUGAAACGGUAGAAAAUGGAAGCAUAAGAGUAGUUAAAGAAAAGACAGUCCAAAAGAAUGAAAACCUCUUCAUGAAUUGGCCUUUGAUGUCAUCUAUCAUUGUGUACUGUGUCUUCUCACUUCAUGAUGUUGCUUAUCAAGAGGUUUUCUCAUUAUGGGCUGUUAGUCCUCGGAGGCUAGGGGGUUUGAACUUUACAACAGAUGAUGUUGGCAAUGUUCUUUCAAUUUCAGGACUUGCACUUGUGAUCUACCAACUUUUCAUAUACCCGUCCGUGGAAAAAGCUUGUGGACCUAUCGGAUUUGCCCGCAUCACAGGGAUUUUUUCAAUACCACUUUUGCAAAGUUACCCCUUCAUAGCAUUGUUGUCGGGCACAGCCUUAUACGUAGUCAUUAGUAUUGCUUCUGUCUUCAAGAAUGUUAUGUCUGUGACGAUUACAACGGGCUUAUUCCUUAUACAAAACCGAGUAGUGGAACAACACCAAAGAGGAGCCGCUAAUGGCAUAUCUAUGACAGGCAUGUCUUUAUUCAAAGCUAUUGGCCCUGCAGCAGGCGGUACAAUAUUAACUUGGUCACAAAAGCGUAUGGAUGCUUCUUUCCUCCCAGGCACUCAAAUGGUAUUUUUCUUCCUGAAUUUGGUUGAAGGGCUUGGAAUAGUUUUGAUGUUUAAGCCAUUCCUUGGUGAAAAGAAGAAAACAAACUCAGAUAUGUUACAUUGAUUGAGUUCUGAUGUAACACUUUGUCGUAAUUAGACAUUGAUGCUAAAUAAAAAAGCGAAUGAGAAAUAAUUACUAACGAACAAGGGGAAAAAACAAGAGUUGAGAGAGAAAUAUAGAAAGUUACUGUUGUUCUCUCGUUAAAAUCAAGAUUCUCAAAUUGAAAGUGACCUCAAGUGUAAUACCCAUCUAGUUUCCUGUAAAGUUAGUUUUUCUGAAUUUUUAGUAAGCUUUUGUUCUGA